AUGGCUUACGCCAACUACAAUUGUCCACGUCCUCGGCCGAUUGAUCCUGCCAUCUUCUUCGAUAUGGUUAAAAUACGUCAGCUGAUCGACGACGCCACAGAUCUUUCAAUCAGGGCAGCCAACGGUACUGCCUCUGGGGGUUCUCAUAAUUCUGACAGUGGGCUUUACGGGAGCGCAGCAGCGUUAGGCUUUGGCGGUAUAGGGGGGACAAAUAUCAAAUUGAGUCGGGAACGCAAACAUCGGAUGCGGGAUCUGGCGACGCGCAAGCUGUCGCAGGCAUAUUACUUAGAAGAGAUCGCAGCCAGUGUAGCUACAAUGCAGGGCACAUCAUCUCUGGAGGAUGUCGCCAAUCUUGUGUUACAGCGAAACCCAGAAGAUAGUCAUGCCAAAUACGUGCAUUUCUUUCAUGAGAAGAUUCCGUCACGAAUGCUCGCUCAAUGUACAAGUCUUCAGGCACUCGAUGAAGUGAUAGAGGAUCAACCUUUGGAGGCAGCACCGUUGAGAACAAGAGCUGUUACCAAGCUGUUCAUGGAGGAAUAUCAGAGCGCUCUAGAAGAUCUUACGGCAGCCCUCCGAAUCUACCGCAAUGUUGCGCCGUUACACGGCUGGAAAACUCGCCCCGCCGAGCAUUCGACGGUCGUGGGGCAUGUACAGGGUCGUAGAAGGCAGGAUCCAGACAGAGCAGCGAUAAAAAAGGAUGUAGAGCGAUUGAGUAGCCUUGAGCCUCAAUUACUCUUUCAUCGCGGUGGCGUAUAUCUGACACUCGCAUGUCAAAGGAUCCACGUCGCACUUGAUACGCCUCUGCAAAACAAUACAAAUGGCACUCAUGGUGGUAAUGGAGAGAGACUUCAAACAGAAUUGGAUGAGCGUCAGAUUGAGGCACAGAGGUCUGUGAAGAUCAAUGCCAAACGCGCUUUAAAAGACUAUCUCGAAUUCCUGUCUCAUUUGGAAUAUACAGCUCUAUCAACAGUGGACUCUUUCGACAGCUUAUCGGGUCAGCACAAAACGCGCUCUUCGCAUGAAAGCGCUGCCAUCUCUGCGGACGGUGGGCUUGGUGAAGAAUCAGAGACACAGCUGUCGUCAGUUCGAGACCCCUCCACCUUCAAGUAUAGAGAUCAGUCUGAUGUGCAACUAAGCGCCAGGCCUGAUUUAAACCCACACCAACCACAGUCGACUUUCCGUCAAAGCAAAGUGUACUCAGCUUCUGAACUCUUUUCGAUUUCGUUACCAGCAGACAUUCCGCCCUAUCCAUCGACAGAGAAAGCGCCCGUCACCCGCAAAGCAGCGGCGCAACAAGUGAAAGAGGAUAUGUUCCGCCCUCCAAUCGAGGACGAGGAGCUUUUGACGUACCACCCAUUGGUGGUCGAAGUACUUCACGCUGUUCUCCUCUGCCAUUCGCUCAUUCAGACUCCACCAAAGCAAAUACUCCGCCACGCUCAUAUGGUAGCUCGGCUUGCUCGAAUCUGUGAAGGAUACCCUAUCUUUCUCACAGCAAGGUCGCCAAGUCGUUCAGACUGGAUUCAGAUCCUACAGAAGACGGCGAAUUGGAUCGACCUCGGCCAGUCAUGGGAGAAUCUCUGUUCUCCACCGCCCUUGCCAAAUCAAAAUGGUGCAGUCUCACAUCAAAAGACACCAGAGGAAAUGAGAGAACAGCGAAGGCACGAAGCGAUUCUUGAAGCUCUAGCUGAUGAAAGGGUACACGAUGAGGCGAGCUUCCAGGCCGCGAUGAGGGCGAAUACUCAAGAGUCCGAAACCUCAAACCAAAAUCCGACGUUCCACAGUGAGUCCGAGGACGACAGAUGGUCGCAGCAGUACGCCAAAGAACAUCCUUCAGGAAGCGGCAGAGCAGAGGCUGUGGCCAGAUGGGUCAGAGAGGCUCCUCAGGUCUCGGUGGGAGGAGCUCGAUCGAAACGCGGCACGAAGGGUAAGAUCCAGAAAUGCAGCAUGAAGCAGUCAUCAAGCAGGACGAGUCAAUGCUCUGAACAGCCAGCUAUAGAAUCCUUGACUGUGACAGAUGAGCCUACAUUAUGUACUGAUAAAUCAAAAGCUUGA
Bacidia gigantensis is the source of this 2052-nucleotide messenger RNA. RefSeq lists its product as uncharacterized. NCBI's taxonomy places the organism in Eukaryota, Fungi, Ascomycota, Lecanoromycetes, Lecanorales, Ramalinaceae. Bases 1 to 2052 code for a protein of 683 amino acids. The transcript has a single exon. The record is from RefSeq and is a predicted model, not a curated record.